GAGAAUUGACGUCAAGGAAACCCUCGCUGCUACUGAGACCUUAAUAUAACCACCACGAUGUGCAUUGAGAGCUCAAAGCUCAUUACUGCGCAAAACAUAGACAGGAUUUACCACGAGUCCUGAUUUCAAGAGACCUUAAUUGAAGACAACGCCACGAAGCCAAGACCAAUUUAUUCACCCAUUCUUCAGGUUUCUCCUGAUUGUGAAAGACAGAUUAUUGGACCGCUUUUUUUAUUGGAGUCGAUUUGGUCCGUUAAUUGCGUGAGGAAAUAAAACUGAGUCACACUCAAAGAAACCGUCUUAUAUUUCGAGCAUCUAAACGAGUGUUUUAGCAGAACUGUAGCUACACAUGACCCUACUGUCGAGCAUGCGGCGACACAGUCUUCGCAUGCAGCAUCACCUGCACAGGUGGAGCAUCUGCGGGACGGACGGAGGGCAGCUCCUGAGCGGUGCUUUCACGACCCAAAACAUCGGUAAAGUGUCCCGUUCCAGUUCAUGCUCGCGCUCCACGGAGAGCUGCUCGUCCUCCUCUUCAGACUUGGCUCUCUCCACCGAGUCUACGACUCGCACUUCGAUCGGACCCUUCACAGUUGUCCUGCUCGGAGACAGCGGCGUCGGGAAGUCAGCGCUCGCAAGUAUAUUCGCUGGAGCAUCAGACAGUAUGGGCAGCGCAAGCGAGCUGUACGGAGGUGAAAUAUUUGAGCAGACUAUGAUGGUUGACGGUGAGAGGGCCACAGUUACCCUGCUCGACACUUGGGAUUCACUGGAUGAGGGCAGCUGGAUGCAGGAGCGUUGUCUGCAGACAGGAGAUGCUUUCGUCAUAGUCUAUUCCAUAACGGAUCGAUCGAGUUUCCUUCGCGCGUCAGAGCUCCGUAUUCAGCUGCGGCGCGAGCGUCAGGCUGACCACACUCCCAUUAUCCUCGUUGGCAAUAAAUGUGACCUGGUCCGGUGCCGAGAAGUGUCCAUUAGUGAGGGUCGUGCAAGUGCAGUCGUGUUUGACUGUAAGUUUAUUGAGACAUCAGCAGUGAUGCAACACAAUGUCUGGACGCUGUUUGAAGGUAUCAUCCGCCAGCUCCGCCUGCGAAGAGACAGUGUGGAGACCAUCACCCAGCGUCGUGCUCUUUAUAAGCGUCAAGAGAGUUUCCCCAAGAAAGCAAAGCGUUUCAUUGACAAAAUCGUUGCUAAGAAGAACAAGCAAGCCGCCUUCAAACUCAAGUCCAAAUCAUGUCAUGACCUGUCUGUAAUGUAGGGCUUUGGGCACUGAAUGUGUGUUGGGUUGUUUGUAUGUAAGCAUUGUAUGAAGUUUGGGUGCAAACUAAUAUUAAUUUUGAAAAGUAUAUGACGUGACUGUCAAAUGUUUGCUUUGUACCUGGUUUUCCAUUUACUGCAUGUAUGAGAUUUUGAAGAAGGAAAUACAUGUCUAUAUUAGACUGUGCUGUAGGCAAACAAUGAUUACAGCCUUCUUGCUCCCUCUGUGAUGGACAGAACGCUCUAGUGUUACCCAUAUUAAUCUAAACAUUUAAAAAGCUGUGAAUUGCACAGGAUUUUUGGGAAUACCAAUAUAUUAAAAAUGUUAUUAAUAUCCUAUUCAUUUUGUAUGAUCUUCCUGAUAUAUAUUUGCUUUUGAAUUGUGAAACCUCAUUUUUUGUACCUUGUGUGUAAAAAAAUAUUUUUCCUCAAACGUUUGCUCAGUUUGAGCGUAUAAUAUCGAAAUAUAAAGAAAUAAAAUAUUUUGUUUUCUUUGAUAAGUCUAGAAUACCUUGGUCCUUUGGAACUUCAUAAGUCCAGAAAGAAAAACUGAAAAGCAUGUCAUGAUUUAACCCCUCAUCUGGGGUCUGUACAUCUCACUCUGUAUCCACCCACAUGCCCUGUAGGUGGAAAGUAUGUACUUAUAGCAAGUCAUCUGCGCUCUGAACAUGCAAGGGCCACACAUUAACAGAAAUACAUUACCCAUACAUUAACCUUGAAAAGAACAUGCACCAGCUGUUCCUAUGGUGGGUGCAUAUUAGAAAGGGAUUAUAGCUUCGGAGUUUCUUUGUAUACUGCUCUCUGUCCUUCAUUCUCUGUCCUUUGUCAUUUCUCUAACACACAAUCGUGCAGAGGAAAAUCAGCAUUUUAAAGUGUUAUAAUUCACAGAUGUCCUAUGUUGAUGACAGCAUGGUCUUUCCAUUAAUUUACAACCUCUACCCUACUUUUUAAAUACUUAUGUGUAAUUCUCAUGUCAUUACAUUGAAAUAAUAUGCAUAAUUGUGUACUACAAUGUAAUUGCUAUAUAGCACUUUCACUUGUGAAAGUUCUCAAAUUGUGAUGUAUGCACCAAAGUCACACCCUAUUUUAAUAGUGAUAAUAAUAGUUAUAUAAUAGUAAAAAAUAAUAAUGGUUAUUAAAAUAGUUAUAUGUAUCUGUGUAAUAAAUAGGGAAAGCAAGCGAGCACAUUUGUUCCUCUUAACACUCCUUCCAUUUCAUUGGAGAGAAGGACAAGUUGUUGACAAAAAAAUAAUGAAACAAUUAUGAACGCUGUGUGUGUGUUCCCUCUAUAAAAUUGUGCAAAACUG
Messenger RNA from Myxocyprinus asiaticus (Chinese sucker), 2555 nucleotides. RefSeq names its product GTP-binding protein GEM-like. Gene Ontology annotation, cellular component: plasma membrane. Gene Ontology annotation, molecular function: GTP binding; GTPase activity; calcium channel regulator activity. Gene Ontology annotation, biological process: negative regulation of high voltage-gated calcium channel activity. The record is from RefSeq and is a predicted model, not a curated record. Bases 350 to 1249 code for a protein of 299 amino acids. NCBI's taxonomy places the organism in Eukaryota, Metazoa, Chordata, Actinopteri, Cypriniformes, Catostomidae. The transcript is spliced from 4 exons.